GAUGAAGUCGCUAUUUUUCAUGCAAAGCUAUAUGUUCCAAUUAAAGGGCGAUUGGUAUUUUAAUUGGAAUAUGGGGGGCAGUUAAUGUUGUACUGUUGCCUAAUGUAGCGCAUUUGCAUGUCUUGCAGCCAAAAAUGGGAUCGGAUGCAUCUGAGCCUCUAUAUAAAUAAAGGCCAGACUUGCAAUUGGCAGACACAGACACAGCUCAGCAGCUGCCCAACACGUUCAUACCCCAUUGGCAAGAAAAACCUACUAGCCCAGGCUCAAGAUGCGCGCUUUUCUGAUGCUAUGCUUCAUUGCCGUUGCUCGAGGCCAAUAUGAUUAUUCACCCCAAUCCCAUUCUGGCGAUGGGCGUGGCGGAUUGAUCGCCACCUCUGAUGGCGGUCUUGUGCAUGGUGGCUCGGCCCAGUUGUCAGAGCCCAUACUCCAGGUCAACGAGUUUAACAAGGAGUUCUACACAUAUAGUGCACCGGAACAAGAGUUCGACAAUAGUCCCAUCAACGAUCAGAUCGCAAAUAGUCUGAGGAGGAAUCUGCGUGUUCUCUUCAUUAAGGGUCCCGAAAAUACGGGUCUGGAGCAUGCUGCACUACAAUUGGCUUCCUCCGCCUCCGAUGAUCGCACAGCCAUAUAUGUACUGAACAAACAGGCCGAUGUCAGUGAGUUGGCCAACAAACUGAACCACAUCAAGCUCCAGACUAACAACAAACCAGAGGUGCACUUCGUCAAGUAUCGCACUCCCAGCGAUGCCGAGAAUGCUCAACGUGUUAUCCAAGCCCAAUACGAUUCGCUUCCCGGCCGCUCGACCAAUCAUAAUGCCGGCUCCUCAUCUCCCGUCUUGGACUUUACCACAAAGAGCGGGACAGGGGUUGUUGGAUUAACUGCAGCCGAGCUGCCUUCGAAUAGCGCGUACUUGCCACCAAGUCGUAGGUUUUAG
Messenger RNA from Drosophila arizonae, 934 nucleotides. RefSeq lists its product as uncharacterized. Gene Ontology annotation, cellular component: chitin-based extracellular matrix. NCBI's taxonomy places the organism in Eukaryota, Metazoa, Arthropoda, Insecta, Diptera, Drosophilidae. Gene Ontology annotation, biological process: chitin-based cuticle development. Gene Ontology annotation, molecular function: structural constituent of chitin-based larval cuticle. The record is from RefSeq and is a predicted model, not a curated record.